This is a messenger RNA of Cercocebus atys (sooty mangabey), 901 nucleotides long. Its product is annotated as basal body-orientation factor 1-like. The record is from RefSeq and is a predicted model, not a curated record. The transcript has a single exon. Lineage: Eukaryota; Metazoa; Chordata; Mammalia; Primates; Cercopithecidae. The coding region runs from base 61 to 528 and encodes 155 amino acids.
AAAAAUCACCUCUCUUUCUGUUUUUAGGAGAUCAAUGAUCUGUUGAUUAAGGAAAAGAUUAUGCAACUUGUCCAGCAGAGAUCACAAAUCCAAACCCUUCAGAAGAAGGUAGUAAACUUGGAGACUGCUCUGGGUUACAUGACCAAAGAGUUUGAGAGUGAAGUUUUAAAACUGCAGCAACACGCAAUGAUAGAGAACCAAGCGGGUCAGGUAGAAAUUGACAAGCUGCAGCACCUUCUUCAGAUGAAGGACAGGGAAAUGAAUCGUGUGAAGAAGCUGGCCAAGAACAUACUGGAUGAGAGAACAGAAGUGGAAAGAUUCUUUUUAGAUGCUCUAUACCAAGUGAAGCAACAGAUCCUAAUUAGCAGGAAGCAUUAUAAGCAGAUAGCACAAGCUGCUUUCAAUUUAAAAAUGAGAGCAGCAUGUGCAAGAAGAACAGAAUAUCCCAAAAUCAGAACAUUUGAUGGCAGAGAGCACAGCACCAAUAGUGUGAAUCAGGAUCUUCUGGAGGCCGAAAAAUGGUACUAGCAAUACUUUAUCAUCUUUUUUGCUGCUAUUUUUGUGUCCUUUACAGAAAUAGGAAGUCUGAAAAGUUUAGUUUUAUAAUAUUCAAGUAUUGAAUAGAUUUCUCAGUAGGUUACUUGAGGACAGGAACUGACUUAUUCAUCUUUGUAAUCUCUAGGCUUAGCAUAGCAUGUGGGGCUUUGGAUGUAUUCUUAGUACAUUCCCCUCUGUCUCAUGAUAGAAGUCUUGUUAAGGAGACUAUUUGUACUAUAGGUUGUUUUUUAUUUAAGAUAUAUAAGGUCAUUAUAUAUCUUUUCACUUGUUCCUUUGUUUCCCGUAAAUUGGAAAUUUGUUAUAAAAGCCUGAUUAGAUUCAGGUGAAAUUUUUUUUUUUUUUU